Messenger RNA from Echinococcus granulosus, 420 nucleotides. RefSeq lists its product as hypothetical. The coding region runs from base 1 to 420 and encodes 139 amino acids. The record is from RefSeq and is a predicted model, not a curated record. The transcript is spliced from 3 exons. NCBI's taxonomy places the organism in Eukaryota, Metazoa, Platyhelminthes, Cestoda, Cyclophyllidea, Taeniidae.
AUGGUAGGAUGUGGUACAACCCCUAGAAAAAGGUCUGAAAAUGAUGUCUACCUUGUUUUCUACCUUUUUAAUGUUGCUCCUCUAUCGUUCAUAGUUAUGAAUAAAUUUUUCACACCUGGCUUCUUUACUAUAUCACUGGUGCAAUGUGGAACGGAAAAUUGUUCUAAAAAUAGCUAUUUAAUUAAUUGUCAAAAUACAGGUAAACUCUGUCCUAGCGCCCAGAUAUUAUUAAAAAAAUUUUUAUCACAUAGUACUAGUGUUUCAAACAAUAUAUUUCUUUUGCACAAUACUGCCUUUUAUUUGCGACUUAGUUCUUUCCUCUUUUUGAAUCUGAAAAUCGUGGAAAUACUGCCAAUAAAGGAACAUAAGCCAAAUAAGCCCGCUUUUCCUAAAUUUAGCAAAAACUGUUACAGAAAAUGA